Messenger RNA from Cephus cinctus (wheat stem sawfly), 783 nucleotides. RefSeq lists its product as uncharacterized. Lineage: Eukaryota; Metazoa; Arthropoda; Insecta; Hymenoptera; Cephidae. The transcript is spliced from 3 exons. The coding region runs from base 269 to 577 and encodes 102 amino acids. The record is from RefSeq and is a predicted model, not a curated record.
GCCUCGCACCAUCGUUGUAUAACGUAUAUCCUUAUUUUCAUCGUCACCAUGAUGGAAUAUUACGCUCGUAACUUUAUAAUUAUGAUCGUUUUAUUUAUCAUAACAAUACUCUCUCGCGUACCUCCAUGAUUGGCUGGCGCAAGUAGGCCUAUGAGGUACCCGUGAAUUUCGUGUCAACCACGACAGCCAAUAAGAGUGUCGAAUUUUUUUGUCAAAACACAAAAGUUCUUCUGUCUUUGAAAGACAGAUAGAAGACAAAAAAAGAUCUAUGUUUCUUCCUUCUUCGUCUUCUUUGUUUUUCAUUACUUCGAAGAAAAUGGCGAACGACAGCGACAACGAUUUCAAAAUGGAUUAUUCUAUGGAACUAACAGAGCGGGCGCACGAUGACGUGAUUGUCGUAUCGGCUGCGCGGGAUCAUCCCUCUCCCCUGCCACGAGCCGUGGCACAGCCAGGGCCAGGGCCAGGGCCACGGCCACAGCCACAGCGAAUGACAGAGUACCCUCCAGCGGACGAAGAACGAAAUUAUCAACGCCGUGGAAAUCGUGCCGGAAGGAGGGCACGGCAAAAUUACGCAUAAAAUUUCCUUUGCCGCAUGCUACGAAAACUAGCCAACCAAGGGCCCUAUCGGGCGAGGGGUCGAGGCGGUGGCUAACAAACAAUGUGCUUAUAAACAAUAAAUAACAUGUUAACAACGUUUAAAAGGUAUUACAUAUUAUUAUAAUAUAUUAUUGUUCAAAAAAUAUUUAAUAAUGCGUUUUUUAUUAUUUCUUGCGGUCCUUCUUU